Messenger RNA from Oldenlandia corymbosa var. corymbosa, 2379 nucleotides. Lineage: Eukaryota; Viridiplantae; Streptophyta; Magnoliopsida; Gentianales; Rubiaceae. The record is from the annotation of a GenBank genome assembly.
AUGCGACACCUCCUGACUGUUCUCCGCCACCGUCAUUCCGGCAAUAACUUCUAUCUCAUCCAGCGGGCAUACUACAAGCCACAAAAGACCCAACCGCCGCCGGCCCCACCAUCACCUCCAAAACCACCUAAGAAACCGACGAAGGUUUCCCUCCACGGUGAGACAUGGGAGGACAAUUAUGGCUGGAUGUCACAACUAAAUGAUAAAGUGGCCAUGCGGCAUAUGGACGUGUACAUGGAGCAAGAAGAGAAGUACGCCGAGGCUGUCAUGUCCGAUACCGAACGCCUUCAGUCCAAACUCCAGUCUGAAAUGGCUUCUCGCUUUCCAUUUGAACUCUCAACUCCUCCAGUUCGCUGGGGACCAUGGUUGUAUUACAGGCGUGCGGAAGAGGGGAAGCAGUAUCCGGUACUGUGCCGAAGAUUAGCAAGCUUACAUGAAGAAUUUAUAUCUCAUAAGUCCGCAUCAGCUGGUUUUGAUUUCACUUCUGGCAAAAGAAUUGAGCAGAAGUUGCUGGACUAUAACCAAGAAGCUGAAAGAUUUGGGGGUUAUGCAUAUGAGGAAUUGUCUGAAGUAUCACCUGAUCAUCGCUAUCUUGCAUAUACUAUGUAUGAUAAGGACAACGAUUACUUCAAACUAUCAGUCAGGGACUUGAAUUUUGGUUCCCUGUGUAACAAACCUCAAGCAGAAUGCGUUUCAAAUGUGGCUUGGGCUAAACAUGGACAAGCUUUGCUUUAUGUUGUAACUAAUCAGGAUAAGAGGCCUUACAGGAUAUACUGUAGCAUGAUUGGAACAAAUGAAGAUGAUAUUUUACUUCACGAGGAACCUGAAGAAAAUGUUUACGUAAAUAUAAGACACACCAAAGAUUUCCAGUUUGUAGCUGUAAAUACAUUUUCAACCACAUACUCAAAGGUUUUCCUGAUAAAUGCAGCUGAUCCCCUAUCUGGGAUGACGCUAGUCUGGGAGUGUGAGGCCAAAGCCCACUGCAUAGUUGAGCAUCAUCAAGGGUACCUUUACCUUUUUACUGACGCAGCCAAAGCGGGUCAACUUGUUGAUAACCACUAUCUCCUCCGUAGUCUUGUCAAAUCUCCACCAGGUCCAAGAAGAUGGGAGAAUGUUUUUGUUGAAGGGCAAGGGUUGAUUAUUGAAGAUGUUGAUUUCAGUAACUCACAUGUCGUUCUCAUCUUGAGGAAUGAUCGAAAACUUCAGCUCUGUUCUGUUUCCUUACCUCUACCCGUAGGCAAGGGAUCCUUUUAUCUCAAGGAUGUUAAUCCACAAUUUUUGUCCCUUCCAACUCACGUUUCACAAAUAUCGCCGGGGCCAAAUUAUGAUUUCUCUUCAUCAACGAUGCGCUUUACAAUAUCCUCACCUGUGAUGGCUGAUGCCACAGUUGAUUAUAAUUUGUCAAACGGCAAGUGGAACAUAGUACAACAGCAGAAUCUGCUUCAAGAAAGAACAAGAGUGUUGUAUGGUAGUGCAUCAACCGGAAGUUUGGGUGAAAACUUCACUGUUUCCAGGAAUUCUGAUCUUGAUCAAGUCAAUGCUGAUAAUGAUCAAACGUGGAACGAGCUUAUCGAAUACUAUGCUUGCGAGUAUCAUGGUGUUCCAUCGCAUGAUGGGGUUGUGGUGCCUUUGACCAUAGUAUAUUCCCGGCAUCGAAAAAAAGAGUCACAGAGUCCUGGAUUACUUCAUGGGCACGGAGCAUAUGGAGAGAUACUUGACAAAAGGUGGCGAAGCGAGUUAAAAAGCCUUCUUGAUCGUGGUUGGGUGCUUGCAUAUGCUGAUGUUAGAGGUGGUGGAGGCUAUGGCAGAAAAUGGCACCAAGAUGGCCAGCGCACAAAAAAGAUGAACUCGAUCAAUGAUUAUAUCAACUGUGCAAAAUUUUUGGUGGGGAGUAAGAUUGUUGAAGAGAACAAGCUUUGUGGCUGGGGACAAAGUGCUGGAGGAUUGUUGGUAGCUGCUGCUAUGAAUUCUUGUCCUGACUUGUUCCGUGCUGCAGUUUUAAAGGUUCCAUUUUUGGAUCCAACUCAUACGCUCAUGUCUCCCAUUCUACCACUUUUGGCUGUUGACUAUGAAGAAUUUGGGUAUCCUGGCGACAUUGAAGAUUUUCAGGCUAUACGUGCAUAUUCUCCUUAUGACAACAUAAGAAAGGGUGUCCUUUACCCCUCAGUUAUGGUAACCUCAUCAUUCAAUACAAGGUUUGGAGUUUGGGAAGCAGCAAAAUGGGCUGCGCUGGUGCGUGAGUACUCUGUAUAUGAUCCUAAACGUCCAGUAAUGCUCAAUUUAACGACAGAUAUUGUUGAGGAGAAUAGAUACUUGCAUUGCAAGGAGGCGGCAUUAGAAGCUGCUUUCCUUUUGAAGAUGACGGAUCUUGAGGAAUGA